Messenger RNA from Gambusia affinis (western mosquitofish), 1028 nucleotides. It is a transcript of the gene gtf2h5, whose product is annotated as general transcription factor IIH, polypeptide 5. The transcript is spliced from 3 exons. The record is from RefSeq and is a predicted model, not a curated record. Bases 190 to 405 code for a protein of 71 amino acids. Gene Ontology annotation, biological process: transcription by RNA polymerase II; nucleotide-excision repair; transcription initiation at RNA polymerase II promoter. NCBI's taxonomy places the organism in Eukaryota, Metazoa, Chordata, Actinopteri, Cyprinodontiformes, Poeciliidae. Gene Ontology annotation, cellular component: transcription factor TFIIH holo complex; transcription factor TFIIH core complex.
UACGUUAGACAUUUAAAGCAGUUGUUUGGCCGAACAAAUCUCGCCAAAUGAUGUAUUUACUUAGCUUUAGCAAGGUUAGCUAAGAUCAGACGACAGAUGUUUGAAAUAACUUUGGUUCUCUUUAUGUUCUCGUGUUUCAUUGUUGGCUGCAGCUGAGGAAGUACGUUGUUGAUCUCUCCGUUUGUCAACAUGGUAAAUGUCCACAAAGGAGUCCUUGUUGAAUGUGAUCCUGCCAUGAAACAGUUCCUCCUCUACCUCGACGAAACGAUGGCUUUGGGAAAGAAGUUCAUUUUAAAAGAUCUGGAUGACACACAUGUUUUCAUCCUGGCAGAAGUGGUUCAAAUCCUGCAGGAAAGAGUCGGCGAGUUAAUGGACCAAAAUUCAUUCCCCAUCACACAAAAAUAACAAUCUAUACAAAAGUAACUCCUGUACUAUGGACUGGUUGGCAUUGUUUUGGGGGUUUUCAGGUAGUUUGCAGCCAUUUACUCAACUUGAAGAGCUGCUCAUUCUUUCUAUGAAAACUCAUUUUCAUUAUAGCUGCUUAGUAUGUUUCUCUUUAUCGUGUUGGAUUACCUAAAACUGAUGAGUGUUACAUAGAUGUAAUUCUUAAAGGAAAAGAACAAUAAUGUUUCUUUGGAGGUGAGCCUUGACAACAUUUGGAGAUGGUAAUUAAACCCAAGCAAGAAAAGAACCAGAAAUUGGCAUCAUUAAUAUAUUUUAUUUUUCAAAAGUUGUUUGUAAAUAAAAUUACUCCGCCUGGAGACAAAGUCUUCUUUUUUCAUGGGAAAUACAAUGUACAAGCACCCCCCACCUCCAAAAAAUGAUGUUCCGUUUUUGUUGCAUAAGGUCUCUGUCUUUACUUUUUUUCUAACCAGAUAAUUUUUUUAUAACAAAAACAAAGCUAUAGUUUUUUUUUCUAGCUGUUAGAAACUUAUGUUUAUAAUUUGAUAAGACAUGUCUUUAAAUUGAGUGACAGUUUUAGGAUAUUCAAAAACUUAACUGAAAAUUAAAUAUUCGUUCAAAAACUA